Molecule: messenger RNA, 7766 nt
Organism: Colossoma macropomum (tambaqui)
Lineage: Eukaryota; Metazoa; Chordata; Actinopteri; Characiformes; Serrasalmidae
Gene: akap6
Product: A kinase (PRKA) anchor protein 6
Exons: 15
Coding region: 155-6757 (2200 amino acids)
Source: RefSeq, a predicted model, not a curated record
CUGGAUGGAGUUUAUGCUCUUCAGACAACUAGAGCAUCCAGGAUUUCCUUUUAAGGCUGGAGGGAUAUGUGAAAGCAGAAUGAGGCUGGCCUCUACUGAACAGGACUGUGUUCUUUCAGAAGGCCCCAUCAGAAGGAUCUAGUGCUUUUUCACCAUGAGCAUCGCAGUGUCACCGGUUGCCAGUGAGGCUGCCUCACCUAUGAUAACCUCUGUCACACCCACCCUGGAGUCCAGUCCGAAGGAGGAGCAGCCAGGCCCCUGUGGGCCCAGUAGCAGCGGGGAUGGGAUGAGUCAGGGCCGGGACCCCUGCCGGAGUUACCAGAAACCACCUCCCCUUCACACCGGAGCAGACUGGAAGGUGGUGCUUCACCUGCCGGAGAUAGAGACCUGGCUGAGAGCCACAACGGAUAGAGUGAGAGGUCUCACUCACUCCGUCCAGCAGGACAGCCUCAACAAACAUGUGGACGUUCAUCUGGUGCAGCUGAAGGACAUCUGUGAGGACAUAUCAGAUCAUGUGGAGCAGAUCCAUGCUCUGCUGGAGACUGAGUUCUCCCUGAAGCUGCUGUCUUACUCGGUCAACAUCAUCGUGGACAUCCACAGUGUGCAGCUGCUGUGGCACCAGCUCCGCGUCUCUGUGCUGGUUCUGAAGGAGAGACUCCUCCAGGGCCUACAGGACUCCAACGGCAACUACACCCGCCAGACUGACAUUCUGCAGGCCUUCAGCCAGGACCACGACCAGGCCCGACUGGAUGCUUUGACAGAGGUAGACGACUCAGGUCAGCUGACCAUUAAGUGCAGCCAGGACUAUUUCUCCCUGGACUGUGGCAUCACUGCCUAUGAACUCAGCGACUACAGCCCCAACGAGGAAGACACAGAGGGCCGGGGCCCAGGCCAAGACCCGCGCUCCCUUUAUCCUGAGCUAGAGCGGGAUUUCCCUGAGCUGCUCCAGAGCGUAGAUCUCCUGACCAUUGCUGCCUCCAGACAGAGCCAAGAAUCAUCUUCACCUGUGGAGGAACCACCAGAAUCCACCCAGAGUACCCAGAGUGGGCCCAUAGACCAGGAACCCUCCACAGACACAGCCAUGCAGGGUGGCACCUUUCAGGUAGAAAAUGGCCUUGGCCUGUCCAAGCGUCCACUUCAAGGCUCCCACAGCAGCGACGUGUCUCCAACACAGCCCUCCAUGCCCAAGAAGCCCAUGUACAUGGAGGCUAGACUCAACAGGCCGUCUUCUCUGCAGUACCAGGCUGAUAUUAGCAGAAGCACACCCUCUCUCUUAGAACUGCCUGAUCGUUCCAAGUUCUGGCUGGAGCUAGAGACAGUGUACCCCAGCAGUGGGAGUCAGUCUGAUGAGAACCUUCACGUUAUGAAUGGCAAGAACCGGCAAGUGAGUCACCAGACAACUUUCCAGAAGCAUACAGCCAUAGGAAGAGCUCAAAUCCCCCUUCAGAGAAGCUCGUCUGAGGCUGGGCAGGAGUAUGGCACUGAGGGUACUAACCUGCACUCAAGCUCAAAGAGCAAGCCCUCAAAAACCGAGCCAAACAGUGACUCCUCCAGCCUUCCAUCUUCAUCAGGUGAGGACACCUCAGACCAUGACCCACGUGAGAGCUCCUCCAGCCCAGAUGAUCAUGCACCUACUACAGGUUCUCUGUGGAUCAUGCCCCACGUCCCCCAAACAACCAGUUGUAGCCCUAAAAAUGAAUGCUGGUAUGGUUCUGAGGAGUUUCUGGCCCUUCCUGCCCAGCUGAGGAAGACUGAAAUGCUGGCACUGAAGCUGGAGAGCCUGGCGCAGGCCUUACCCCCGAGAGCCCUGCAACAGCCCAUCCAGGAUGUGGACGACUGGGAGCUGACUGAAGCCAACCCAGAAUGGGACAGCGGCCCCCAUCUCCUCCGUCCCAGGUCCUACAAGAAGCAUUUCCCAGGGGGAUGUUUCUCAUCCUCCUCCAGCGACGUGGCCCCCUCUUUAGAUGAAAGCAUUGAGUCUGGGCCCCUCAGUGAUCUGCUGUCAGAGGAUGAAGGUGGCUGGAGCAGGCCUGAGUCCCGGAGAGCUGAGAGGUACGGUUUGCAGCCCAAAGCCUCUCGGAUGGUGCUCGAGUGUACACCUCUGAUCCAGCAGCUACUAGAAGACAUCCAGCACCAGGACAACUACCAGAACAUCUGGGGAAAAAUAGAGGGUUUCGUCUCUAAGCUGGAUGAGUUUAUCUGCUGGCUGAGGGAAGCCCUGGAGAGCACGGAGAACUGGACUCCACCCAGAGCAGAUACAGACAGCCUCCGACUCUACCUGGAAACACACCUCAGCUUCAAGCUGAACGUGGACAGUCACAGCGCUCUGAAAGACAGUGUGCUGGAGGAGGGGAGGCAGCUGCUGGAACUCAUCACCUCCCACAAAUCAGGCCUCCAGGACAUGCUCCAGAUGAUAGCGCACCAGUGGCAGGAGCUGCAGAGGCAGAUCCGCCGGCAGCACAGCUGGAUGCUGCGCACGCUGGACACCAUCAAAGCCCACAUCCUGGCCAGCGAAAGAGCCACAGACCCUGAGGACCCUGAGAACCAUGGUCCCCACGCCAGCCCCAAGGCACAGGUGCAGCGGUGUCAUGCAGAGGCCCAGAGGGAUAUUGUGGAUCAGAUGAGUGUAAAGCUCAGGAGUCAGCAGUACUCCAGCUCCAGCAGGAACAGAGACUUCUCCCUCAUGUCCAAGUUCAACAGCCUAUCAGAGUUCCAGACCGAGUACCAGGAGCUCUGGGAUUGGCUGAUGGACAUGGAAUCCACUGUGACGGACAGCCAUGAGCUGAUGAUGUCAGAGGAGCAGCAGCACCAUCUCUAUAAGGGGAACAGUGUGGAGAUGACCAUGUGGCUCCCUAAGAAGACGCAGCUCCUGGGCUGGGCGGAGAGUCUGAAGAGGAGCGGCACGGAGCUGCCUGCUGACUUUGACGAGCGCAUCACUGCUCUCAGGGCCAAGUGGGAUCAGCUAGAGAAGACCCUGGGUGAGCAUGUGGUGGUGCGUGCGGGCGAUCCGGGUUCUCGCGGGCUGCUCUCUCCAGGCACCAGCAGCAUGGUGGCUCAGCUGGAGAGCAGGAUCAAGGAGCUGAAGAGCUGGCUGCGGGACACUGAGCUCUUCAUCUUUAACCUGAACCUCCGAGCAGACACACAGCAUCAGAACCACACGCAUGACUCCAGCUACACAGAGCAAGACCCCCAGCCGAACCCACAGCAUGACCCCCAAACAGACCUGGAGUCAGACCCACAGCCGGACCCACAAGCCGCCAAGCAGCUGGAGCACUUCAAGGCUCUGUGUGUGGAGGUGCGAGGCAGGAGGAAGGGUAUGGCCUCGGUGCUGCGUCUGUGUCAGAGGCUGCUGGAGGGGCCGGAGGAGCAGAGCUCUGAGUCCGAGCGCCAGUCCCUGCAGCUGCUGCAGGUGAACCUGGAGAGGCGCUGGGAGGCCAUCGUCAUGCAGGUGCUGCAGUGGCAGAGCCGCCUCAAACGCACCCUGGGGCGAGAACAGGUCCCAGGGAACUUGAUCGAACCAUCGCUUAUGGAUCUCCAUGGCCAAUCUGAAGACUCUUGGGAAUGGGAUGAGAUGGACAUGACCAUAGUUAAUAUGGAGUCACAGGAAUGUGAUGAGCAAAACCUUCCUUCUGAAAUGCACGUCCGUUCUGGUGGCGAGCUCUUAAAUAUGACUGAGUCAUGCCCCUCACAGCAAAGAGCAAGCCUGGACAUCUCAGAGCCAAAUUCACUGUCUUCCCAUGUUUAUCAGGUAUUCAGUCUGCAUAAUGUGGAGUUAUAUCAACAGCCGCAGUACAAUCAAAAGAUGUCUCCAAAUAUCACCAAAACCAAAGGGAAGCAGCCACUGCUGAAGAGCCUGAGCAAGGACUCCUCUUUCUCCUCAGUGGAGUCAUUGCCAGACAUCAUAGGAGGGCUACUGAACGGGAAACAGGGGUUGCUAACAGAUUUAACCAGGAGAUCAGAGAGUGAGAGUGGGAUAGUCAGUGAAGGGGACACUGAGACCACAGCCAAUUCUGAGAUCUGUCUGCUUUAUCAGAGUGAAGAUCAAAAGGUUCACGUUACUCUCACUCCUCCCAUUCGGGCGGAAUCGCCUUGUGUAGAUAAAGUGUCAGAUGAAGAUAUAGACAGGAUCCUGGAACGUGCCAACAAAUGUGCCGAGCUGGGAGACAGUCUAGCAGAGGAGACAAAGAACCAAAGACAUCGCAUUGUGAGGAGGAAGAAAGAAGAAUCUGGAGAGAGCAGGAGGAAGAACAGAAAAGAACCAGUGGAGAUCCUUAUUAAUGGCUGCUGUCUCAGUCCUGAGUCUGAGGACUGUGACACUGGAGCUUUCAGUGCUGGAGACAAUGACAAAAGAAAAAUCCGGAAGGAGUCUACCCAGCUGUCCCAGGGGUCUUCCCUGGACUCCUUGUAUUCAGUGGGAGAAUUAUUUCCAUCGGCCAAAGAGACUCUCACGCGCAGCACAUCCCUUGAGAGCUGGCUGGCUCCAUGUAAAGGUCCGGAGGAAGUGGGCAGUCAGGGCAGUCUGAGGGACAUGGGCCUGGCUGCAGAGCCCACUGGGGAGCUGAGCAGGAGAACCCUGGAACUGCUCAAACGACUUGAAAACAUCCAGACCCCUCUUGACCAGAAGAUGACCCGCAGUGUUUCUGAUGUCACCCUACAAAGCAGCUCCCUUCAUCUUCCCUGUCAUGGGCCACGUUCAGGUGGACUUGCUUCCUCUGCUAAUGAGAGCAUGGCUGCUUCUCUCACAGAGCUAAGCAGUGUUGAGGAUUCAUCAGUGGCAUCUGAAGAUCUGGCCGUACAGAGGAACCGCCGUGUAGCUGCCAACUCAAACAAUUCCUUCAAGAAGCAAUGCCGCAACCAGCAGCUGGCAGAUGAGACAGAUGCUAGCAUCAGCAUGGUGGUCAAUGUGUCCUGCACCUCAGCAUGCACCGAUGAUGAAGAUGAUAGUGACCUGCUUUCCAGUUCCACUCUCACCCUCACUGAGGAAGAGCUGGGCAUCAAGGACGAUGAAGACUCUAGCAUUACCUCUGAGGAGGAGUAUAUAGAGGGCUCAUUUGCACUGGGGCUGGACUACAUGAAGGGCGAGUUUCAGAGCUGGAUCAAGCACAGGUCCCAGAACAGGGAAAAGAAUGAGGCAGAUCUCGGUGAUGAGUUGCAGUGUGGCACCCUGUCCAGAGAGAUUCUUUCACCUGUGAGGACCACUGGGGAUCGGCAUUUCUUGAAUCGAGCUGCUCUGAAGCUCUUGGAAGUAAACACAAAUGCUAAGAAUGACAGCCUUAAACAACAGGAGGUGGACGGCAGUCGCAGGGACGCAACCAGAAGUUACAUCAGCUGCUUUGUGGAUGACAUGGAGAAUGGGAAUGUGGACAGCUCACACAUCAAAGGGAAAGAUGAGGAUGAUGAGCUCCUCAGAGAAGAAGGGAGUCUAUUCACUAAGAAAGGAGAAUCAUGUAAGGACUGCUAUGCCAUGGAUGCUUUAAAUGGAGAUAUGUCGGGUAUGGUAAUCACCACCUCACCUGCCCCAUGCGAGCAGCUGAACCUGCAGUCCAAAGAGUCGUCUCUGGAGGGUCAGCUGAAAGGUGAGCUGCCAUGCCACAGCUCCCAUCGCCCGUCCCCCUCUCUGUCUCCCAUGGAGGAGUGCUCAGGGACCCACCAUGGCAUGCUGGGAGCUUCUCAUAUGAGCUCCCAAGAGCGGUUAGCAUCUUUCCUGAAUGAUGUCCAUGAAAAUCACACGGAGAGCUGUAGCCACCCGUCCUUCCCUUCAGAAGAUGAUAAAGGCGAGAACAUUCACAGCUUUGUGAUGGAGAUCAUUGACAUGGCAUCGGUGGCACUCAAAACUAAAGAAGCCCCAGCAGAGCCUUUUCAGGAAGUCUCCAGCCCAACCUCAGUCUCUCAGAUCAGAGAGAAAGUUCUUGAACACUCGCAUCGGCCCAUCCACCUGCGCAAGGGGGAUUUCUACAACUACCUGUCGCUCUCCUCCCAUGAUAGUGAUUGUGGGGAGGUCAGUACCUGCACAGAGGACAAGAGCAGUACCCCAGUCCUCUCAAGAACCCCAGAAAUCCGCGAUGAAGAGCCUCUGUUCGAGGCCUGCACAGAAGAAGUCUACCUAGGCCCUCCUCUUUGCUACAGCAUGUCCAUUAGCAAACGGCCCACGAGACGCAGCACCAAACUAAUAGACCCCUUCUGUCCCCUGAGCCAAGCACCUCCACCAGCCUCUGAUGAAUACCAAAAAGCACAUGGUAUUUCUCCAGGAAGUAUAGCUGGGAGCCAGCCACAGUGCCAUAAUGAGGCUCCUUAUCUUAAUCCUUUACUAUGUGAAACCCUGAUAGACACUGUUGAAUGUUUUGCAGAUACUAAAAUGCUUGAAUCCAAUAUUUCCCCUGUAAUGACUAAGAUAAGAGUCUCUUGCUCCAGUACAAAUCCUUUAAAAGAGGAAGGCGGCCUAUAUAUUAAUCCUAAAAUUAACUGUCCCCCGAUAAGAAAGAGUGAUAGGGAUGAAAGAGGUGCUGCUUCACAGUGGAUGAAACAGAAGAAUGUCAGAAAAGGGCGCAGCUCUCCUCAGGAAGCCAAGUCAACUCAUAAACAGUUGCCAAGGUCAGAGAGUGGUGUUGGGCUGCCGGAGACAGGCCGCAGGGCUUCGUUCAGCACUCGCCGUUCAGACAGCUCAUCUGCAGUGAGGAGUGGAGCGAGCAGCAGGCCCCAGGCCAGGGUUCCUACUAGACUCGUGGGAACCCUGGCCAGCCCUGCGUGUAAGCCCUAACUGAAGAGGUUCUGCCGCUGCGUAGUCAUUCUGUGGGCCAGGAUCUUUCUUUGAUCCUGGUGCAUGGACCCCUUGUUUGGCACUGCAAUGUUUUCUGGCCCUCCUCCUCCUGCUUUAGCGCCUACUUCUGACCUUUGACCCCGGUGACUUCAUGGUGACCCCCAACGUACUCUACUCUCUGCUCAUCCUGGACCCCCAGAACUGAGCUACCUCACUGGUCUUCCACCCUGAAACUCACUACCACAGUCUAAUAUACACACAAACACACAAGAUCGUAUCAGCCCACCAGCUGCAGAUAUAUCAGCGCAAAUCACAGGUGUUUCUCAUUUGCAGCUUCAAAGUGGAGUGAGGUGCAGCACAUUGUAGAGGUUGACAUAGACACAUGUAGUAUGUGUGAGUAGGCCAUAACCGCGUGGCGUCACGUCUCAGUUGGUCUGGAGAGCAGCUUGCUCCAGCUUUACUCAGCUCCACUCUUCCUGCGUGUGUAAGAUGCUUUUGCAGAUGUCGAAGCCCGGGCCCGUGGACUGUUAAAACAAUGAGUGCCGAAGUAGAGCUAUCUAUGCAACCCGACAGCUGUGUGAGGUUGUGUGGCAUGGGAUUUCGCGCCAGUUAAUGGGAUGCUAUUCACCAUUUCUGUUUAUUUAUUAUUAUUUUUUGUAAUUCCCCAGAUUUGGAGAAACAAAGAAAUGUUUUAAACUUUAAACAGUUUUGUGCCUUGCAGUUAUUUCUUAUAACUUUUGUUAAAACACUGCUUUUUUCCAUGUCGCGUGUUCAGUAAUUAGUGAGAACGUGGACUUCCGAGCAAGGUUUGAGACUAAUGAAUGGGCAUCUGUAUAUAUGUAUACUGUACGUGCAAAUCUUGGUGUACAAUGACAGUAUAAAUGCUUCGUGUUAGUGUACAACUGUGUGUGUUCUGUGAUGUGAAUAAUUAUAAGCCUUAAAGUGCUAGAAUGCAUGGUUAACUGUAUACAGGCUCUUCAGAAAUAAACAUAAUUUAUUGAAGACUGUU